CUCCCAAGUGUCAUGUUUACAUGUUAAUUAAUAAAUAACAAUAAAAAGGCAUUUGGACGAAUUAACGCACGCAAAAAAUGUCGCGGUUCAGUGGAGUGCUCCAGUUAACCGACUUGGACGACUUUAUAACACCGUCACAGGAGUGUAUCAAACCUGUCCAGAUUGAGAAAAGUAAAAGCAGUACUGGGGCUAAAAUCACAAUACAAGAUGAUGGGUCCUAUCUACAAGUCGAAACCGAUGGGACCACACAAAAGUUGCAAAAAGUUGAAAUUUCGUUGUCUGAUUGUUUGGCUUGUUCCGGUUGUAUAACAUCGGCUGAGAGCGUGUUGGUUACACAACAGAGUCAAGAAGAAAUAUUGCGCGUGUUUGAGGAAAACACUGCUUUAAAAAAUGCGGGGAAAUCACAGGAGGCCAAAUUAAUCGUAGUUUCCCUCUCCAUUCAGCCAAUUCUAUCAAUAGCAAGUCGCUACAGCCUCCCUGUUAAUGACUGUGCCGCUAAACUUGUAACAUAUUUCAAAAAGUUGGGCGCUGAUAUGGUCAUUGAUAUGACCGUAGCGGACGAUUUUGCGCUACUUGAGAGUCAAAGGGAGUUUGUUCGUCGAUUUCGGGCUACGGAAAGUGACGGUGUUAAAAACGUUAUGCCUAUGUUGGCUUCCAGUUGUCCAGGGUGGGUCUGUUACGCGGAAAAAACCCACGGCAGUUACAUUCUCCCCUACAUUUCUACCACCAAAUCGCCACAACAAAUCAUGGGGUCAUUGAUCAAACACUGGGUUGGUCAUAACUUAGGGGGCCGUUCUAUAUACCACGUGACACUUAUGCCAUGCUACGAUAAAAAAUUAGAAGCCGCACGUGAAGAUUUUUUUGAUAAAGAAACGCAAAGCCGGGACGUUGAUUGCGUCAUCACUGCAAUUGAACUGCAACAAAUGCUAGAGAAGGAUGGGUGUGUUUUGGAAAAUUUGGAAAAGUCACAAUUUUCACAACCCUGGUUAUUGAAACAAGAUACAGACGUUUGUCCUAAUUUAACUCGGCACUUGGGGUCGGGUUCAGGGGGUUACGCUGAUCAUAUUUUUAAGUACGCAGCCAAGGAAUUAUUUGGGAUCGAAGUUGAGAAUUUGGAGUAUCACAAUUUAAGGAAUCCAGAUUUUCGUGAAGUCGUUUUGGAAAAAGAAGGAAAGGUUUUGUUGCGGUUUGCGAUUGCGAAUGGUUUUAGAAACAUACAAAAUUUGGUUCAGAAAUUAAAAAGGGGCAAAUCGCAAUAUCACUACGUUGAAAUUAUGGCUUGUCCUUCAGGGUGUCUCAACGGAGGGGCCCAAAUUCGGCCAAAGGACGGCACUGCAUUAAAAGAGUUGACUACGGAACUGGAAAACUUAUACUCGUCACUCCCUGUCAUAAAACCCGAAGAAAAUAAAACCGUAAAAGAGUUGUAUGAGGGAUGGUUGGGAGGUAUGGAAAGUGAUAAAUGUACGGCGAUUUUGCACACGCAGUAUCACGCCGUGGAAAAAACGACAAACGCUCUUAAUAUCAAAUGGUAAUACGGUGUAAUAAUUUUCAAUAAACUCGUUAAUUACA
This is a messenger RNA of Tribolium castaneum (red flour beetle), 1569 nucleotides long. Its product is annotated as probable cytosolic Fe-S cluster assembly factor CPIJ010948. The transcript is spliced from 7 exons. NCBI's taxonomy places the organism in Eukaryota, Metazoa, Arthropoda, Insecta, Coleoptera, Tenebrionidae. Gene Ontology annotation, biological process: iron-sulfur cluster assembly. Gene Ontology annotation, cellular component: cytosolic [4Fe-4S] assembly targeting complex. The record is from RefSeq and is a predicted model, not a curated record. Bases 78 to 1532 code for a protein of 484 amino acids.